GGCGUGAAGAUUGAGCCCUGGCUCGGCGGGCCACUCAAGACCGAGCCCUUCUCGAACAUCGUGGAAGCUGUGUUGAGGACCCUCGCGCUUCCGAAAAGCUCGGCCACGGUCGAUUUGGACAAAUCGGAUCUCCAGCAGGUGACGGUCAACGCCAACUCAUCUCCUGGUUUUCCCCUUCGCUACCAGGGCUUUACCAAGCUCCGGGCCGCAUGCGAGGACGGCGCCUUGGCUAACCAGGUAAAAUCCUUGCUCGAAGUCAUCUCGAACGCCGAGCUUGCAGAUUUGCCAGACCUCAAGUAUGAAGGGGUGCCAUGGAUGAGCCUCUAUAUGAAGCGCAAGUUGGAACUUCGCAAAGUUGCUGACUCGAAGAAGAAAGCGCGAACUUACUUUGAAGCGCCGGCAGAGGUCUCCCUGAUGCUUGGGGCUUGGGUCCGCAAGUUCGAAGCACGGAUCCCGAGGGCAAGCGUGUACAUGGCUAGCCACAAGUGCAACAACGUUGAAGACGGGGCUGGUGUGAAAUUCAGAAGCUGGGGACUCGGGCUCAAUUUCCUGAGCGGAGGUGCUCAGGCCAUCCACAAUCUCAAACUGGAUAUGUUGUGGGCCACCAAUGCUGGACUCCAAUGCCUAGUGGUUGGUGACACAUUGCUGCUCGCUGGCCAUUCGGUAAAGGAGGGCAGGAGGGUUCUGCUUGCUCCCGAUGAGAAGGCUUGGUCCCAUCCUCCGCCCUGCCGGGAUCGCCUGUGGAAGGCUCCACGCCUGAGCACAACAUGGAAACGGAUGAUGGGGUGGUGGAUGGAACACGGGAAGGGCCUGAUGGUGAACAUGAUGGGGCUGGCUCUGGUGCGGGAUCCUCUUCUGAGCAGAUGCCACGCCUAA
Symbiodinium sp. CCMP2456 is the source of this 876-nucleotide messenger RNA. The record is from the annotation of a GenBank genome assembly. Lineage: Eukaryota; Dinophyceae; Suessiales; Symbiodiniaceae.